AUGCUCAAUUUCCUCCUCCAACAAAACACCAACAACAACAAACCCUCCUCCUCCUCCUCCCAAUUCUUCCACCCUCAGUCCCACCACCACUCCUCCUCCGCCGUCCCAACCGACAGCAACCCACCUCCUCCUCCCCAGCAAGCCAAGAAGCCGCCGCCGAAGCGGGCGUCCACCAAGGACCGCCACACCAAGGUCGACGGACGCGGCCGCCGGAUCCGGAUGCCCGCCGCCUGCGCCGCCCGGGUGUUCCAGCUCACCCGGGAGCUCGGCCACAAGUCCGACGGCGAGACCAUCCAGUGGCUGCUCCACCAGGCCGAGCCCGCCGUCCUCGCCGCCACCGGCACCGGCACCAUCCCCGCCAACUUCGCCUCCCUCAACAUCUCCCUCCGCACCUCCGCCGCCUCCUCCACCCUCUCCGCCCCCCACCACCGCACCUCCUCCUCCUCCUCCUACUUCCCCUCCCCCUCCGCCGCCUUCCACCCCCAGAUGAUGGCUGCGGCGGCGGCGGCGGGGGCAGGGAGCAUGAGUUACUUGCUGCAGUCGAGCAGCGCCGGGGCGAUACCGGCGGGACAGAGUGGCGGCGGCGGUUUGUUUCCGGGUACGUUUUGGAUGAUGAGCGGGUCGGGUGACCCGAUGGCUGCCUUCCCGUCUUUUGGCGGCGGUGGUCAGUUGGGAGUUCUGGCGACGCUGAAUGGGAACCGCCACAGCGGAGGAGGAGGCGGUGAGGAGCGGCGGGAGGAGGAUUCGACCGCGUAG
Molecule: messenger RNA, 756 nt
Organism: Linum tenue
Lineage: Eukaryota; Viridiplantae; Streptophyta; Magnoliopsida; Malpighiales; Linaceae
Source: the annotation of a GenBank genome assembly